Prosopis cineraria is the source of this 2036-nucleotide messenger RNA. RefSeq names its product stomatal closure-related actin-binding protein 2-like. The transcript is spliced from 13 exons. The coding region runs from base 238 to 1797 and encodes 519 amino acids. Lineage: Eukaryota; Viridiplantae; Streptophyta; Magnoliopsida; Fabales; Fabaceae. Gene Ontology annotation, biological process: regulation of stomatal movement; actin filament organization. Gene Ontology annotation, molecular function: actin binding. The record is from RefSeq and is a predicted model, not a curated record.
GGAGGAGGAAGGACACGCUGAUUCAAGUCGUUGGGAGGGGAGACAGACGAGCCUGGCACAGAAGCUUUUCUUUUACCUUUUGAAAAAGCAAUGCUAAAUACCAUCCUUUAGAUUCUUCUCCUUCUCCUCCUUCUCUGUCCUUGACUUGGCUGUUUUCUCCCUCUCUUUUGCUGUCAAAGAAUCACUCAGCGAGGCACGCCAUAAACAUAGCUCUAUGUUAUGAUCAAAGUUUAGUGAAUGAGUGUAAAUUCUCUAACAAACGACCUCGGCUGCAUUCUUAGUUCGCAUCUGGGUUUUGCCAUUUGUCGCAAAACACAUAACAGAGCCAUGACGAAGAUAAGCCCUGAAGUCAAAGUCAAGAUGCCAAUGGAAGCAGUUCCGCCUGUUUCAGCUGAUGUGAGCUUUGUUUCCAACAGUUUUCCAAAAUAUAAACUAGGGCCUGAUAACCAAAUUGUGGAAGAGCCAAUGGAGGAAAACCAUGGGCCUUCCUUGAAGGAGGUGAUUGAGCAAGAAGUAUCUAACUUGUCAGAUCAGCACAAACGACUCUCAGUUCGUGACCUUGCCAGCAAAUUUGACAAGAACUUAGCCUCAGCUGCUAAGUUGGCUGAUGAGGCGAAGCUUAGAGAGAUACCAUCUUUGGAGGGACAUGUUCUUUUAAAAAAGCUAAGAGAUGCAUUAGAAUCUUUAAAAGGCCGUUUGCAAGGAAAACAUAAGGAGGAUGUGGAGAAAGCUAUUUCUAUGGUGGAAGCUUUAGCAGUUAAGCUGACUCAAAAUGAAGGAGAACUAAUUCAAGAGAAGUUUGAAGUGAAUAAGCUAGUGAACUUUCUCAAACAGGCUUCUGAAGAUGCUAAGAAACUUGUUAAUCAAGAGAAGUCUUUUGCUUGUGCUGAAAUUGAGAGUGCUGGAGCAGUAGUGUUGAGAAUUGGGGAGGCCCUUGAGGAGCAGGAAAAAGCUUUCCAAGCUUCUAAGAGACAGGAUGUGGAAGAACUGGUAGAGGAGGUUCAGGAGGCUCGAAGAAUCAAAUUGUUGCAUCAUCCAAGCAAGGUGAUGGCCAUGGAACAUGAGCUUCGUGCUUUGAGAGAUCAAAUUCGAGAAAAAUCCCUUUUUUCAAUGAAGCUUCAGAAAGAGCUCACAAUGAGCAAGAAGAAUGAGAACCAAUCCAGUGUAUACAAGUUAGAUGGUUCUGAAACGUUAGGUUCGUACUUGCAAGUGCACCCUUGCUCGGAUGAAGUGCCACAGACAUCGAAAUGUUUGUUCCAGUGGUAUCGUUUGUCAUCUGAAGGCAGCUGGAGAGAGGUCAUUUCAGGUGCCAACAGAUCAAUAUAUUCUCCAGAUCCCUCUGAUGUUGGGCGAAUCUUACAAGUAGACAUUGUCUCCAAUGGCAAAAAAGUCACAUUAACAACUAAUCCUAUUCAAACUGUUUCAGGACUUAGAAGCCAUGUGGACUCACUUCUUCGAAAAUCUAAUACAGAAUUUAAUGUUGUCAUUUCUCAAAUGAAUGGACAAGAUCACUCAUCACAUUCAGUUCAUGCAUUUAAUGUGGGGAGAAUGAGGAUAAAGUUAUCUAGAGGUUGGAUUACAAAAGCUAGAGAAAUUUACUCCCCAUCCAUGCAGCUAUGUGGAGUUAGAAGCGAUACCAGCAACGCAGCAAAGGCCUUGUUUUGGCAAGCGAGGAAGGGGCUGUCCUUUGUAUUAACAUUUGAAUCAGAAAGAGAUAGGAAUGCAGCCAUUAUGGUUGCCAGGAAAUAUGCUCUUGAUUGCAAUGUGGUGCUUGCUGGGCCUGAGGAUCUUGUAUAGGGGCAAACUUUACUGACCGAGUCUCAACAGAAAGUGAGACUUAUCAUUUUUAGUGUGAGUAUAUACAUACAUGUGGGCUUGUUUUGUUGAAGGAAUAUAUAUAUGCCUUUGGUUGUUUUUGUGAUGGGGGCUUCCACUAAUUGGGCUGUGGUUUGUUGUUUUAGGCAUGGGUUUUUUAAACUUGCCUAAUCAAAUGCUGUAGCAAAUUCAGCUUUUAUAAUCAUUAGAUCAUUUGUUCA